AUGAAGCGAGCAACACUGGAGACUUGGGAGAGCCUGCUGGGCGAAGAGUACACGGAGGAUGUGCGCAGAGUAUGGGACCUCCUGCUUGACUGUAUUACGACGGCGAUGUGUGAGGGUUGCACGAUAUUCGAGGAGGAGGACAAACGACUCUCAUUGAAGGAGCAAAAGCAGCGAGGGUCACAGUCAAAAUCGGAUGGCAGCAAUGCGGUAGCAGAAUUCUGCAACUCAGACGAAGAGGAGGCUGAAACGAGGGAGGUAUCAGAACUGGGGGAAGAUUUGCUUCCGGACUAUCUAGGCACCAUCAAGUUAGACCUGUUGGUGGAAUCUUCACACGAACAUUUGCUCCACAAAAAAAUCAUUCAAUAA
This is a messenger RNA of Protopolystoma xenopodis, 366 nucleotides long. The record is from the annotation of a GenBank genome assembly. Lineage: Eukaryota; Metazoa; Platyhelminthes; Monogenea; Polystomatidea; Polystomatidae.